Molecule: messenger RNA, 939 nt
Organism: Emiliania huxleyi CCMP1516
Lineage: Eukaryota; Haptophyta; Isochrysidales; Noelaerhabdaceae
Exons: 3
Coding region: 1-939 (312 amino acids)
Source: RefSeq, a predicted model, not a curated record
AUGAGCAGCACUGCGGCGCGCGUGCUGCGGGUCGGCGGCGUGCCGGAGCACUUCAACGCGCCGUGGCACACGGCGGCAAAGGCGGGCCUCUUUGCGGAGCGCGGCAUUGACGUGCGGUGGACAGACUUUCCAGGAGGCACGGGCGCGAUGGCAAAAGCCCUCCGCGACGGCGAGCUCGACGUGGCGAUCCUGCUCACCGAGGGCAUCGUCGCCGACAUCCACCGCGGCAACCCGGCGCGGCUGGUCGGCACCUACGUGAGCUCGCCGCUCACGUGGGGCAUCCAUGUCGCGGCCGAUUCGCCGCUCACCGACGCGGCGCAGCUCUACUCGCAGCCCGCGGGAGACGGCGGGGCGUCGCCGCGCUUCGCCGUCUCGCGCAUGACGUCGGGCUCACACCUGAUGGCCUUUGUCGACGCGCAGCAGCGGGCCGGCGAGGCUGCGGCCGCCUCGCUGCGCUUCGAGAUCGUUGGAUCGCUCGAGGGCGCGCGGGAGGCGCUGCGCGAGGGGCGCGCCGACGGCUUCAUGUGGGAGAAGUUCACGACCAAGCCGCUCGUCGACUCGGGCGAGUGGCGGCGGGUGGGCGAGUGCGUGACGCCGUGGCCUUGCUUUGCGCUCGCCGCGACGCCGGCGGCGCUCGGCGGCCUCUCGGGCGAGAUCCUCGGCGCAUCGCGGCACGGGGCUGCGAGGCUGCGCGCGGCCAACGAUGGCGUCGAGACCAUCGCUGCCAUGUACAAGCUGCAGCCGGAGGACGUGACCGAGUGGCUGCAGACGGCGCGGCGGAGCGCUCCUGUGAGCUGGGCGAGCUCGCCGAGCGCGUCCUUCUCGACGCUGCGCACCGUGGCGGAGACGCUCGGCAGGCUCGGGGUGCUGGAGCCGGCGUCGCUGCUGCCGCCCGAGCAGCUGGUGUGCGAGCUCGUGAGCGACGCUGAUCGGUUCUGA